Messenger RNA from Penicillium odoratum, 1785 nucleotides. RefSeq names its product methylisocitrate lyase ICL2. The record is from RefSeq and is a predicted model, not a curated record. Gene Ontology annotation, cellular component: mitochondrial matrix. Gene Ontology annotation, molecular function: isocitrate lyase activity; methylisocitrate lyase activity. NCBI's taxonomy places the organism in Eukaryota, Fungi, Ascomycota, Eurotiomycetes, Eurotiales, Aspergillaceae. The transcript is spliced from 6 exons. Bases 1 to 1785 code for a protein of 594 amino acids.
AUGUUCCGUUCCAUACCCCGAAGACUUCCUUGCCAUCUCCCUCGUCCAACUGCGCCAACCCGUCUCGCCCUGCGCUCGUUCACAUGCGCUUAUCCUCGGAUGUCAUCAUCGCCCGUUCAACCAUUGUCCACCACACUCCCCUCCGACGCAUACCAGCUGCUGUCGACCGCGGAGAAAGCCGGUGCUGCAGAGGAUGCGCUAUAUGAACAACAAGUCCGCGACGUGCAAGCAUGGUGGAACUCACCCCGGUACGAGGGCAUCAAGCGACCCUACUCAGCCGAGGAUGUCGUGAGCAAACGUGGAUCGCUCCAGCAGAGCUAUCCCAGUUCGCUAAUGGCGCGGAAACUAUUCAACCUGCUGAAUGAGCGGGCAGCGGCUGGCGAGCCAGUCCAUACCAUGGGUGCCAUUGAUCCUGUCCAGAUGACCCAGCAGGCUCCUAACCAGGAGAUUUUGUAUAUCUCUGGCUGGGCAUGCUCGUCUCUUCUUACCAGCACAAACGAGGUUUCCCCCGAUUUCGGCGAUUAUCCCUAUAAUACGGUGCCGAACCAGGUCCAGCGCCUGUUCAAGGCGCAGUCGAUGCAUGACCGGAAACAGUGGGAUGCUCGACGGAAAUUAACAGCUGAAGAGCGCAGAAACACCCCUUAUGUGGAUUACAUGCGACCGAUUGUGGCGGAUGGCGAUACCGGACACGGCGGUUUAUCGGCGGUUUUGAAGCUGGCCAAGCUGUUUGCUGAGAAUGGUGCUGCGGCUGUACACUUUGAGGAUCAACUUCACGGCGGGAAGAAGUGCGGCCAUUUAGCAGGUAAAGUUCUGGUGCCCAUUGGUGAGCACAUCAACAGACUUACAGCUGCGCGAUUCCAAUGGGAUAUGAUGGGAUGUGAGAACUUGGUGAUUGCGCGCACGGACUCGGAGAGCGGUAAACUCAUCAGCAGCGCCAUUGAUGUGCGCGACCACGAAUUUAUCCUCGGUAUCACAGAGGAGGUGGAGCCGUUAGCCGAGACCCUGCAGGCGAUGGAGCGCGAAGGCGCUUCGCCAGCUGAGAUUGAUGCUUUCGAACUGGACUGGGUCAAGAAGCACAAGCUUGUCUCUUUUGAUGAGGCCGUUGAUGCCCACCUCGAAGCUGAGGGUGCCAGCCAGUCCGUUCGGGACGCCUACAAGGCCCACGUUCAGGAAAAUCCUAAUCUUUCCUUCUCUCGUCGUCGGGUUUUGGCUAGCGACUACACCAAAACUCCAGUGGUCUGGUCAUGCGACAGCCCACGUACCCGAGAAGGAUUUUACCAUUACCGCGCAGGCUUCCCAGCCGCUACCAAGCGUGCCAAGGAAUUUGCUCCGUAUGCCGACCUCCUCUGGGUUGAGACCGGCGACCCGGAUGUUCAGAAGGCAGGCAAGUUGGCCGGCGAUAUUCGCGAAGUCUAUCCUGGCAAAAAGCUGGUUUACAACCUGAGCCCAUCGUUCAACUGGAUGAGCCAAGGCUUCACCGAGGCAUCCCUGAAGUCAUUCAUCUGGGAUAUUGCCAAGCAAGGAUUCGUCCUGCAACUGAUCUCCCUGGCUGGUCUUCACAGCAACGCUACUAUCACAACAGAAUUAUCUCGUGCCUUCAAGGACGAGGGCAUGCUUGCAUACGUGCGACUCAUUCAGGCCCGUGAGAAGGAGCUUGGUGUUGAUGUCCUUACUCACCAAAAGUGGAGUGGUGCCCCUUACAUGGAUGGUAUUCUGGGCGCGAUUCAAAGUGGAAGCAGCAGCAGCAAGAGUAUGGGAGAGGGUAACACCGAGAAGGAUUUUUAA